AUGACCCUGCUGGAGUUUCUCAGCCAAUCACAGCGUGAGUUCACCCUGUGCAACCCGCAGGUCCACAUAUUCAGCGGCUGCUGUGAAAGUCCUCUGCCGCCAACCCUCGGCCCGUCUGAAUCCGGCCGAGCUCGCUUCCUCAAGACGUCGUACUCGCGCGGGGCCGUCGGCGUCUUCACCUACGAUCUCCAGAAGGAGUCCAAGGGGUGUCUCGAGAAAGUGGCGGUCAUGUUCUCUGUCCCCUUCGACUACAUCCAGCACUCCAACCUGUACGCCGUGGGGGUCUUCGAGGAGGACAGAACGUGUGACGGCCGCCUGUUCGACGAGAUGUGCUACAACACGCAGUCAGCCCUCACCCGCACAGCGUUCGUCAGGGGGGACGCCAAAGACUCCAGUCUGGCUCACAAAGGGGGACACGUGACCGUCCGGGCCACCAUGUCCAACAGCGCCACGUCCGUCCUCAAGGUGCAGGUGUUUUCUCCUUAG
Etheostoma spectabile (orangethroat darter) is the source of this 486-nucleotide messenger RNA. RefSeq names its product DELTA-actitoxin-Aeq1b-like. Lineage: Eukaryota; Metazoa; Chordata; Actinopteri; Perciformes; Percidae. The record is from RefSeq and is a predicted model, not a curated record. Gene Ontology annotation, molecular function: channel activity. Gene Ontology annotation, cellular component: pore complex. Gene Ontology annotation, biological process: pore complex assembly; monoatomic cation transport; cytolysis in another organism.